GCAUGUCUUGUAGUCAUGCCCGGUGGUAUCUCCUCAGAUGUGACGUCCACCACCGUGCCCACGGCAGUCGCAGAGCGCCUGAUGAACAACGCGUCUACAACAGAGGCGCACACCACCCACAGGAGCCCCUGCCCCACGGGCGACCCUCCCCUGGGGUACGACGGCUUCUGUCUGCACGGGGGAGAGUGUCUGUACCUGGCCGAGUUACAGGAGGCCUCAUGCCGGUGUUUGGAGAUGUACUGGGGCCGGCGGUGUCAGUACCACAUCCCGUUCUCCCAGGCGGGACAGAAGUCGGAACUCCCGGACACGUACAUCGUCAUCGGCGUGCUGUCUGCUGUACUCACACUUGUAAUAGUGGGAGGGAUCGUUCUACUAGUCAGGAGAUGUCGAAGAGAAUCUGACAGUGAGGGGCCAAGACACACGCACUUGGAGAAAGGACAGUCUACAGACAGACUCACACAAGACGUAUAGCGGAUGAUAUAACAGCAGAACUUCAAAAGAAGGCGGUCACUAGCCACUAUCCUCAAGACUGUAACUAGCAGAUUCCUUGCGGGCAAGUUCUGCCAGUUGACGACCGAAAAUCAUCGGAAUAAACUUGAAGAAAACCUGGCCUGCAGAAUUCUAUACUCCAUCUAUAGAGGAAACAGUUGUCUAGACGUGUGUACGCUAUGUAAAUAUGUUUUGAAGAAAUUAAUGAAUAUUUGAGUGAAAACGCUAAUAACGUUCCAGAAACUGUGUAGAUCAGCUAAAUACAAAACGAUUUAUUGUAAACUUUUAACAUACGGUUACUUACAAAAGUAUUCCUAAUUUAUUUGUAUAAUUGAAGUUACAAUGUGAGAAACUUGUACAGUCUGUAUUUUUUAUAAAUGUUGCGAGUUGUGGUGAAA
Messenger RNA from Branchiostoma belcheri (Belcher's lancelet), 887 nucleotides. Its product is annotated as pro-neuregulin-4, membrane-bound isoform-like. Gene Ontology annotation, biological process: positive regulation of mitotic nuclear division; positive regulation of cell population proliferation; epidermal growth factor receptor signaling pathway. Bases 16 to 471 code for a protein of 151 amino acids. The record is from RefSeq and is a predicted model, not a curated record. The transcript has 4 exons. NCBI's taxonomy places the organism in Eukaryota, Metazoa, Chordata, Leptocardii, Amphioxiformes, Branchiostomatidae.